GUUCCUACUCCAGCUAGUAGGAGUGAUGUUAGAUGACAUCUCUACCAGACAGGUGAAGGUUGACAUGACAGAACAGCAGCACACGUUCUACUGUCAACAGCUGGGGACUCUGUUAAUGUGUCUCAUACACAUCUUCAAGAGUGGCAUGUUCCGUAGGAUCACGGCAGCAGCCACCCGUCUCCUGAAGGGUGAGGCUGGUCUGGGUGGAGGUCCAGGGGUCAGUGGUGUCUUCUACCGCCUAGAGGGUCUUAAUGCCAUGGUGGGCUGCCUGGUGACCACACACCCCUCGCUGGUUCUACUCUGGUGCCAGGUCCUCCUCAUCAUCAACUACACCAACUACAGCUGGUGGACAGAGGUACACCAGACACCCAGGAGACAGAGCCUGUCCUGUACCAAGCUGCUGAGCCCCCAUUCCUCAGGAGGGGUGGAGGAGGAGAGACCCGAGGCCAGGCUGGCCAUGUGUAACAGAGAGAUCGUACGCAGGGGAGGACUCAUUCUCUUCUGUGACUACGUGUGUCAGAACCUGCACGACUCGGAGCACCUGACCUGGCUGAUCGUCAACCACGUCCGUGACCUCAUCAACCUUUCCCAUGAGCCUCCGGUGCAGGACUUCAUCAGUGCCGUGCACCGCAACUCUGCCGCCUCCGGACUGUUUAUACAGGCUAUACAGUCACGCUGUGACAACCUGGCUACACCCACCAUGUUGAAGAAGACUCUCCAGUGUCUAGAAGGGAUUCACCUGUCCCAGUCUGGUUCUCUGUUGAUGCUCUACGUGGACAAACUCCUGAACACUCAUUUCAGAGUCCUGGCUCGUAUGGUCGAUACUCUGGCCUGCAGGAGGGUGGAAAUGCUGCUGGCUGAAACACUACAGAACAGUGUAGCCCAGCUGCCGGUGGAGGAACUGGACAGAAUCCAGGAAUACCUUCAGAUCAGUGGACUAGCUCAACGGCACCAGAGGUUCUACUCCCUGCUGGACAGGUUCCGAGCCACCGUUGCUGAGGACACCAGCAGCCCCUCCCCUCCUGUGACAUCACACCCCCUGGAUGGGGAUCCGCCACCUGCCCCUGAACUAGUCAAGGCUGACAAGGAGUGGUAUGUUGCCUUGGUGAUGUCCCAGUGUUGUCUCCGUGGUGACGGGUCAUUCCUGGAGACAACGGAACUCCUGACCAAACUACCUCCUGACGACCUCUCUACCAUCAUGACCUGCAAGGACUUCAACCUGUCUCUCCUCUGUCCGUGUCUGAGUCUGGGGGUUCAGAGGUUAACCCGGGGUCAGGGGUCGUUGCUAUUGGAGACGGCCCUGGCCGUGACCCUGGAUCAUCUGAGCGAGGUCACACAGCUACUUCCUGUUCCACACCAUUCCUUCCUGCCGCCGGCCAAACCUGACCCGGCCGAGCCCUACUGGGACAAACUGGCUAUCGUGUAUGGUGAGCCUGGACUCUACCCGCGGGUGAUGUCUCUGUGUAGAGCUGUGUCUCAGUAUCUGCUGUGUGUGGGUCAACUUCCUUCCCCUCUACAAAUCCCUGAAGACAAACAACAUCUCAUCACCACCUUCACCACCAUGGCUACCGAGUUGGUGGUCUGGCGUGUUCUCCAGGACAGUGUUCCUCUGAGUGUUGACCUGCAGGGGGCACUGUCCUGUCUGUGUCUGGCCCUGCAACAGCCCUGUGUCUGGAACACUCUGUCUACAGCCCAGUACAAAACACACACCUGCUCUGUCAUACACUGUCUACGACUCCUCAUCACUGCAGUGGCGGUGGGUCCAGGUGACCAUCUCUUACAUCCAGAGAGGAAGAGAACCACCGGGUCAGACAGUGAUUCAGACCAGGUCCACUCUCCAAACACUGACAACGUGUGUGAGCGACGGUCGUGUGAGAUCAUGGCUGAGCUGGUGGAGGGUCUCCAGAGCGUUCUGUCUCUGGGUCACCAUAGAAACAGCGGAAUCCCAGCCUUCCUCACGCCGAUGCUCCGAAACAUCAUCAUCAGUCUGUCCAGACUACCACUGGUCAACAGCUACACUAGAGUCCCCACCCUGGUGUGGAAGCUGGGCUGGUCCCCUCGGCCGGGGGGAGAGUUUGGCACCACCCUGCCUGAGAUCCCCGUUGAGUUCCUUCAGGAGAAAGACGUGUUCAGGGAGUUCCUUUAUCGCAUCAACACACUGGGCUGGAGCAGUAGGACCCAGUUUGAAGAGACCUGGGCCACACUGCUGGGAGUUCUGGUCACUCAACCCAUCUCUAUGGACCAGGAGGAGGAGAGAGAACAGGAGGAGGACUUGGAGCGGACCCAGUUGAAUGUGUUAGCAGUGCAGGCCAUCACCUCUCUGUCUCUGUGUGUUGAACAGGAGGACUUGGAGCGGACCCAGUUGAAUGUGUUAGCAGUGAAGGCCAUCACCUCUCUGUCUCUGUGUGUUGAACAGGAGGACUUGGAGCGGACCCAGUUGAAUGUGUUAGCAGUGAAGGCCAUCACCUCUCUGUCUCUGUGUGUUGAACAGGAGGACUUGGAGCGGACCCAGUUGAAUGUGUUAGCAGUGCAGGCCAUCACCUCUCUGUCUCUGUGUGUUGAACAGGAGGACUUGGAGCGGACCCAGUUGAAUGUGUUAGCAGUGCAGGCCAUCACCUCUCUGUCUCUGUGUGUUGAACAGGAGGACUUGGAGCGGACCCAGUUGAAUGUGUUAGCAGUGAAGGCCAUCACCUCUCUGUCUCUGUGUGUUGAACAGGAGGACUUGGAGCGGACCCAGUUGAAUGUGUUAGCAGUGCAGGCCAUCACCUCUCUGGUUCUGAGUGCCAUGACUCUCCCUACUGCUGGGAACCCUGCUGUCUCCUGUCUGGAGCAACAGCCUAGAAACAAGACCCUUAAAGUCCUGGACACACGGUUUGGCAGGAAGUUGUCAGUGAUCAGAGGAGCGGUGGAGAGAGAGAUCCAGGCCAUGGUGUCUAAGAGAGACAACGUACACACACACCACCCCUACCAUACCUGGGACCCUGUCCCCUCCCUGUCUGCUGUCUCACCAGCAGGUACACUGAUCAGCCAUGAGAAACUCCUGCUCCAGAUCAACACAGAGAGAGAGAUGGGAAACAUGGACUACAAACUGGGACAGGUGUCCAUCCAUUCUGUGUGGCUGGGCAACAACAUUACCCCUCUGAGAGAGGAAGAGUGGGGUGAGGAUGAGGAAGAUGAUACUGAUACUCCGGCCCCCGCCUCUCUUCCUACCUCUCCUAUCAACUCCAGGAAGCAUCGUGCAGGUGUAGACAUCCACUCCUGUUCUCAGUUCCUAUUGGAGCUCUACAGCCAGUGGCUCCUCCCCGGUUCCCCUAGCAACAGACGCACCCCUGUUGUGCUCAUCAGCGAGGUCGUCCGAUCGUUGUUGGCGGUCUCCGACCUGUUCACGGAGCGUAACCAGUUCGACACGAUGUUCACCACUCUGAUGGAGCUGCAGAAGAGCCAUCCUGCUGAAGAUGAGAUCGUGAACCAGUACCUGGUGCCUGCUCUCUGCAAGGCUGCAGCUGUACUCGGCAUGGACAAGGCUACGUCUGAGCCUGUGUGUCGGGUGUUGGAGCUGACCCUACGCAGCACCCACCUCCCCAGCCGUAUGGGAGCGCUGCAUGGCCUUCUGUACGUACUGGAGUGUGACCUGCUGGACGACACGGUGAAACAGCUGAUACCUGCUGUCUCUGAGUACAUACUGAGUAACCUACGGGCCAUAGCACACUGUGUGAACCUGCACAACCAGCAGCAUGUCUUGGUGAUGUGCGCUGUGGCCUUUUACAUGAUGGAGAACUACCCUCUGGAUGUAGGAGCUGAGUUUACAGCUGGAGUUAUACAGAUGUGUGGUGUGAUGGUAUCAGCCAGUGAAGACUCUACCCCCUCAGUGAUCUACCACUGUGUGUUGCGUGGGUUGGAGCGCCUCCUGCUGUCGGAGCAGCUGUCUCGUAUGGACGGAGAGGCACUUGUUAAACUGAGUGUCGACAGGGUUAACAUGCCCAGCCCUCACAGAGCCAUGUCUGCACUGGGACUCAUGCUCACCUGCAUGUACACAGCGGUGCGUACCUCAGCGUCGACAGCAGAGUCAGCGUUGGGGUCAGAGGUGAUGGGGUCAGAGGUUAGAGGUCAGGGGUCAGAGGUUACCUCGGGUCCUGUUGCUUUCUCCUCAGGCAAGGAGAAGGCCAGCCCUGGUCGCCCGGCCGGCGCUGUCGACCCUCAGGCCCCCGACAGCGAGUCUGUCAUCGUUGCCAUGGAGAGGGUCUCUGUGCUCUUCGACAGGAUCCGUAAGGGUUUCCCCAGCGAGGCACGGGUGGUGGCCAGGAUUCUUCCUCAGUUCCUGGACGACUUCUUCCCUCCGCAGGACGUCAUGAACAAGGUCAUCGGAGAGUUCCUGUCCAAUCAGCAGCCUUACCCACAGUUCAUGGCUACCGUCGUCUACAAGGUGUUCCAGACCCUCCAUGCUACAGGCCAGUCCAGUAUGGUGACAGACUGGGUGUUACUGUCUCUAUCUAACCCUCCCUCUCUCUCUAACUCUGUCUCUCAGGUGUUCCAGACCCUCCAUGCUACAGGCCAGUCCAGUAUGGUGACAGACUGGGUGUUAUUGUCUCUAUCUAACUUCACCCAGAGAACCCCAGUUGCCAUGGCCAUGUGGAGUCUGUCUUGCUUCUUCAUCUCUGCCUCCACCUCCCAGUGGGUCUCUGCUCUCCUGCCCCAUGUCAUCAGCCGUAUGGGUAAGAGUGACGUGGUGGACAUCAGCCUGUUCUGUCUGGUAGCCCUGGACUUCUACAGACACCAGCUAGAUGAAGAGUUGGACCGCAGAGCCUUCCAGUCGGUCUUCCAGACCGUAGCCUCACCUGGCAACACCUAUCAACAACUACUGGACUGUCUGCAGAGUAUCCACCAAGACACAUCACUCUGAGAGAGAGAGAUGUAGCUCCUAUCACCAGACAUCACCGAGAGAGAGAGAGGGGGGGGG
This is a messenger RNA of Salvelinus fontinalis (brook trout), 4957 nucleotides long. It is a transcript of the gene htt, whose product is annotated as huntingtin. Gene Ontology annotation, cellular component: nucleus; cytoplasm. Lineage: Eukaryota; Metazoa; Chordata; Actinopteri; Salmoniformes; Salmonidae. The record is from RefSeq and is a predicted model, not a curated record.